AUGGAUUUGGUUUAUGAAGAACUUGAUGAGGUUAAAGCUGAAUUCAAAAAGCUCACAGAGGAAUAUCGUGUUAAAGCAGAAUUAGCCGAAAGUUUGAAGAGAUCCCAAAGUGAGAUAUUUAUUAAGUCUCAGGAAGCGAAUCAGAAGCUGGAAAAAUUAGCUCGGGAAUUAAAUGGGAAGAAAGAUGAAAUUUGUGCUGCAAAUCAAAUAAAUGAAGAGCUGAAGUCUAAUUUGAAAGAUAAAGAGGCUGCCAUCAAGCAUCUUACAUCUGCAAAUAGUAAACUUCGUCUUGACUAUGGUGAGAAGCUUCGCAAGUGUGAAGAAGAGAAUAAAGAGUUGGGGUUGGCUUUGGACGAAGCAAAUGCCAAGAACAUGGAUCAAGAGAAGCAAAUUUGUUCACUUAAAGAAGAGAUUGAAGGAGGUAAGAGACUUCUUACUGUUCUUCAGAAGAAGUCUUCAGAAGCAGAAAACAAGGCCAAAGCUUCUAAAGAAGUACAGCUGAGAGAUGAUGUUUUCCACGAAUUAGAAGAGAAAAAUAGAAGUUUUGAAGAUCGUCUGAAAUGGAAGAAUGAACAAUUUGGCCAUUUAGAAGAAGCCCAUGAAAAGCUUCGACGUCAUUUGCAAGUGAGGGAAAAGGAGUGGGAGAAGGAGAAAGCUGUAUUGAUUGAUGACAUCUCUUCCUUACAAUCCAACCUGGAAUCACAAAUCCGAAUUUCAGAAGAUCUACAGAAUCGAUUUAACAUGUGCAACCAGGCUCUGGCUCAUGAAGAAGGCAAGAGAAAGCUUUUGGAAGUUCAACUUUUGGAAUUCAAGAACAGGUUUGGCUUUGUUUGUGAUGAAUAUGAGGAGGCUAAGUUGAAAAUCGAAAGCCUGACAAGUCAGAGGGAUCAAGAAAUUGCUACUCUGAGGGGUUCAUUGGGCACAAAGGAGACACUUUACAAAGAAAUGCAGUACCAGUUCAACAAGCUGGAGCUAGAGAAGAAAGAGUUGAUGGUAUUGAUUAAAGAACUUCAAGAAGCUCAAAUCCAGGAAGCAGGAAAUGUUUCCUCGUCAUCUAAGUUUCGGAACAAGCUCAAAUCUCUGGAGGCGCACAGGGACUGUUCAAUGAGUCUCAAAGCAAAAGAAGCUGAGUGGCGCUUACUAAAUGAGAAAUUGAAAGUGGACCUCAAUAUCUGCAGAUCUGCAUUAGAAAGCAAAGACAUUUCUAUAAAUGAGCUCAAAAAGGAACUGGAAGCUUGUCGUUCUCUGACAUUAGAACUAGAGCUACAGAAUGAGGAGAAUUCUCUGCUGUUAUUGGUGUUGAAGUCGGAAAUUUCAGAGGCCCAACUCGUGCUUGCUAAUUAUGGUGCUUGCAUGGAUCAGGAAAACAAAGAACUAGAAAAAACUAUUUCUAUUCUAGUGGAACAGUUGGAAAUGAAGAAGGAGAACCUCAUCCGAGUUCAAAAAGGACUUGAGGAGGAGCAUGAGAAGACGGUGAUUUUGUCGAGAAAGCUGAAAUCUAUUGAAGAGGAGCGGCUUCCUUUGCACGAGGAGCUUGAUAGACUCAAAGAAAUGCUCAAAGAAUCAUCUACUCGUCAGUUACAUUCUGAAGAGCAAGUGCUGCAAAUUCAGAGCGAUUUGAAAACAAUCCACGAUGCCCUGGAUAGAGCAAAUGAGGAGCUGUAUGAGAAAUUCUGUGAACUAAAUGAAGUUGAAUUUGAAUUGCAGAUCUGGAAAUCUAUUGCUGAACAGUUCAAAAUAAACGUAAGAGAAAACCAUCAAAUGCGUAGAGACGUAGAAGCUUCUCUUAUUGCACAAGUAGAUGUCGAGGUCAACCUUAAACGAGAGAAAGAAAGCCUCUGUCAUCAAUUAGAAGAGAAAAAUAAGAGGAUCGAUGAUCUUCAGCAACAGAUCGCUGGAUUAAACGAAAGAAUCAAGUCUGAAGAAACUGCCAGUCUGGAGGGAUCAAGGACAGCGGGAAAAGAAAUCUCGGCUAAACAUUCAGAUGAAACGGCCGCAGAAGGUCUUCAGAAAGAGUUGAACUGUUUGGUGCAAGAGUUGAUCAAUAAAGAACUAGAAGCAGCCAUUAUUGCUCGAGUUGAGAAAAACUACGAGCAGGAGAAAGAAACCCUUAGCCAGAUUGUAGAAGAGAAAGACCAGAGAAUUUAUGAUCUACAGCAGCUUGUUGCAUCAUUGGAACAGGAGUUUGAAAGUUCAACCUGUUCUUUUUCAUCGCAACUUGCAAAGAUGCAGACAGAGAGGAAUUCGUUCCAUGACUCUUGGGAAAAGAUCAAAACAGCUGAGGUUUUGAAACAUGUGGAAAUUCAAGAGAAAAGUCUGAUAAUUACAGAAUUAGAACAUGACUUGAGUAAUUUACAGGAGAUAGUGGAACAGCAAGACAGAACCUUAUUCAGUUCCAGAAAGAAAAGAGAGGAAAUUGAAGCAGAAUUAGAAUCGAAACAACUGGAAAUUUACAAACUGGAAUGUGAAUUUGAAGAGAAGCAGCUUAGUUCAGAUACUACAAUUGAGAAGUUAACCAAUGAAAAGGCUAAGAUAAUCGAACAUUUUUCAGACCGGGAAAACUUGUUCAGCAAUACUAUGGGAUUGCUAUCUGAUAGGAUUCAGAAGUUAUCUGUGGAAGAUAUGCAGCUGAUGGAAAAAUUGGGAAGGAUAGUACACGCCAUGGAGAAUGACGGGCCGAGGAUAGAAAUGAAUGGCAAUUAUGAUGAUGAAUAUGACCCUGUUAAAGAGAAUAUGAACACUUACUCAUCAUCCCCCUUGAUGAAGAGAGCUGAAGCCAUUCAUGAUGAAAGAUCUCCAUUGAGAGCCCUCAACAAUUAA
Molecule: messenger RNA, 2820 nt
Organism: Fraxinus pennsylvanica
Lineage: Eukaryota; Viridiplantae; Streptophyta; Magnoliopsida; Lamiales; Oleaceae
Source: the annotation of a GenBank genome assembly